Messenger RNA from Mustela lutreola (European mink), 1472 nucleotides. It is a transcript of the gene STYXL1, whose product is annotated as serine/threonine/tyrosine interacting like 1. Gene Ontology annotation, cellular component: mitochondrion. Gene Ontology annotation, molecular function: pseudophosphatase activity; protein phosphatase inhibitor activity; protein phosphatase binding. Gene Ontology annotation, biological process: protein dephosphorylation; negative regulation of cytoplasmic stress granule assembly; positive regulation of intrinsic apoptotic signaling pathway. The coding region runs from base 413 to 1369 and encodes 318 amino acids. The record is from RefSeq and is a predicted model, not a curated record. The transcript is spliced from 9 exons. Lineage: Eukaryota; Metazoa; Chordata; Mammalia; Carnivora; Mustelidae.
GGUCCUACCCUCCUUCCGUGCACCCGGCCCCGGGCCUCAUCAGCUUGCAGGUGAUUCUAACCCACACCGGAGUGUGUGUUAACACACGCCAUCCUUCAGGUGCCUAAAAAUAGCUUCGGCUCGCGCACUCCCAGAAGCCUUGCACAGUCACCACACCUGGGGGCAGGCCCAGGCCGCCCACCGCAAGCAGGAUCCUACAAAAGGGUCCCGAGGAGGAGGCCGCAUCUUCACGUUCUCAGAGGGAAAGCUGGGUUAUCCAAGCCCCCCGGACAGUGCCCGGGAGAGCGGACUCGUAGUUCUCCAGCCAGGAGACUGCAAGCUUGGACCAGUGCCCCACCCCCGGUAUCUCAGUCCGCCUGCACUGGGGAGUUAACGGGGACACGCUAUUUGCACGGAUGCCACAAGAACCAGGAUGGCUGGUUUGGUGUUGUGUGAACCGACAGAGCUUUACAACAUCCUGAAUCAGGUCACAAAACUAUCCCGACUGACUGAACCCAACUAUCUCUGCUUAUUGGACGUGCGUUCCAAACGGGAGUAUGACGAAAGCCACGUGAUCACAGCCCGUCGAGUGAAGAAGAGGGCGAAUGAGUAUCUCAUCCCGGAGUCCGUGGAUCUGGAGUGCGUGAGACACUGUGUGGUGUACGACAACAACACCAGCACGCUGGAGAUCAUCUUUCGAAGGGAGAACGAGGAGGAGCAGCAGCAGCAGCAGCUCUCUGACAAGAGUAGACAAGAACUGGUUCCCGGAGCGGCCGUGGAGUGUGGCAGAGCGCUGGCCGCCCUCACCCGUCACCCCGUGUGCAUCCUGAGAGGGGGCUACGAGCAUUUCUCGGCCACGUACCACUUCCUCCGGACGCAGAAGAUCAUCUGGAUGCCGCAGGAACUGGAUGCCUUUCAGCCCUACCCUGCUGAAAUAAUUCCAGGCAAGCUCUACCUGGGCAAUUUCAGGCAAGCCUGCGACCCGAAAAUUCAGAAGGAUUUGAAAAUCAAAGCACAUGUCAAUGUCUCCAUGGAGACGGGGCCAUUUUUCGUGGACGACAGUGACAAACUUCUGCACAUCAAGAUAGAAGAUUCCCCAGAAGCCAACAUUUCCCCCUUUUUACGGCACCUCUGCCAUUUCCUUGAAAUUCACCUCCAGCUUGGCUCGGUCAUCCUGGUCUUUUCCACCCUGGGCAUCAACCGCGGCUGCGUGGCCGUCUUGGCCUUCCUCAUGCACUGGAACGAGCAGACCUUGAAGAAGUCCUGGGCCCAUGUCAAGAAGUGCAAAAACAACGUGCAUCCCAGCCAGGGCUUGGUGGCUCAGCUGUCCGAGUGGGAGAAGGUCAUCCUCGGAGACUCCGUCACAGACAUCUUGGUUCCGCUCUACUGAUCUUCCCUGUGGUCCAGCUCCGGGUCCUGAGGGCCGCCCGGGGGGAGUGGGCCAGGCCGUGUAACUGGGUUGGUGUGGAAAGAGAAGGCCUUUGCCGCCUGGA